Messenger RNA from Daucus carota subsp. sativus, 3163 nucleotides. Its product is annotated as pentatricopeptide repeat-containing protein At5g42450, mitochondrial. NCBI's taxonomy places the organism in Eukaryota, Viridiplantae, Streptophyta, Magnoliopsida, Apiales, Apiaceae. Gene Ontology annotation, biological process: RNA modification. Gene Ontology annotation, molecular function: protein binding; RNA binding. Gene Ontology annotation, cellular component: intracellular membrane-bounded organelle. The record is from RefSeq and is a predicted model, not a curated record. The transcript has a single exon. Bases 168 to 2354 code for a protein of 728 amino acids.
AUGAAUUUGGGUGUUAUGAGUAUAUAAUUACAUAAAUUAUAUAUUUGAGAAUUAAUGAUUAACAUUGCAUUAAUCUAUCCACUAUUUAAGAUCGAAAAAAACUUGCAAAUUCUUCUGUCUUUGUUCGUUUUAUUUGUGUGUCUUUUACCUUAACUGCUGCUUACAUUAUGAGAGGUGCUUUCAAAACUCUCCAAGCUAUCAAUCCAGCAAAAAACAUCGGAGCAUACAUACAAACAAGUUUAUCUAUUUUAAAGGAUUUUUCUAAACAAUGCUUGUCUACUCAAGGGACUGUUCUUCAUUGUCACUUAAUGAAAAUGGGCAUCUCAUAUGACAAUCAUGUAGCAGUUAAAUUGCUUAUUAUGUAUCUUAAAUGUAGAAAAACCUUUGAAGCUGAUCAAAUUAUAAAAGAUUUCAAUGGGUUUAAUUUAGUUGGCCACAAUUGUUUGAUCAGUGCUAAUGUAGACUGGGGUAAACUUGAUGAAGCCCGUAAGUUGUUUGAUGAAAUGCCACAGAGAAAUGAGGUUUCUUGGACUGCUAUGAUUUCUGGGUUUUUUAAGUAUGGUAGAGUGGAAGAAGCAAUGUGGUUUUUUUAUAGGAACCCAUUUGAGGAUGUUUAUAAAUGGACAGCAGGGAUUAGUGGGUUGGUACAAAAUGGGUUGACUGCGAAAGCAAUGAAGCUGUUUUUGGAAAUGCUGAAAGCUGGUGUUUUGCCGAAUGAUAUUACGUUUACCUCUGUUGUAAAAGCUUGUGCAGAUUUAGGUGAUUUUGGUUUGGGGAGGAGUGUUUUAGGUUUAGUUGUUAAAUCUGGUUUUGAGGAUAAUGUUUCAGUUUCUAAUUCUUUUGUUACGUUUCAUUUGAGGCUUGGUGAAAAAGAUAUGGCCAUGAGAAUUUUUGAUCAAAUGGGGGAGAGAGAUGUUGUUUCUUGGACUGCAAUCUUGGACAUGUAUGUUGAGAAGGGUGACUUGAGAGAAGCUCGCCGGAUCUUUGAUGAGAUGCCUGAAAGAAAUGAGGUUGCUUGGAGUGCAAUGAUUUCAAGGUACAGUCAGUGUGGUUAUACUGAAGAGUCAGUGAAACUGUUCUCUCAGAUGGUUAAUAGUGGGUUCACGCCGAAUAUUUCAUGCUUCUCUAGUGUUAUUAAUGCAUUAGCUACUCUUGAGGCGAUGAAAGCAGGAAUGAGUGUCCAUGCAAGGACACUAAAAACUGGGAUCACAAGAAAUGUGUUCAUUUGUAGUUCACUUGUUGAUUUAUACUGUAAAUGUGGGAAUAUUGCAGAUGCACGCUCAGUGUUCGAAACUUUGGAAGAGAAGAAUGUUGUCUGUUGGAAUUCAAUGAUUAGCGGCUAUAGUUUAAAUGGCCAUCUUGAUGAAGCUAGGGACCUUUUUGAUCAAAUGCCAAAGAAAAAUAUUGCCUCUUGGAACUGUAUGAUUGCUGGCUACUCAGAGAAUGAACAAUUUGACAAGGUCUUCGAGGUGUUUAAUGUGAUGCUUUUGUCUGGCGAAAUUCCUGAUCCAUCUAGUUGUGCAAGUGUGUUAUGUGCUUGCGCUAGCAUAGCUUCACUAGGGACAGGGAAAAAUCUACAUGGUAAAAUUGUUAAACUUGGACUUCAACUUAAUACUUUUGUUGGAACGGCACUAACUGAUAUGUAUGCAAAAUGUGGAGACAUUGACAGCUCUAGGAAUAUUUUCGAUAUAUUGCCAAGAAAGAAUGAGAUUACAUGGACAGCUAUGAUUCAAGGACUUGCAGAAAAUGGCUUCGCAGAAGAAUCUAUUUCUCUGUUCGAAGAAAUGCUAAGAAAUUCAUCUGUUGCACCAAAUGAGCUGAUUCUGUCAGCAGUUCUAUUUGCAUGUUCCCAUUGUGGUCUAGUUGAUAAAGGGCUCUGUUAUUUUGGUUUGAUGAAGGAUGUUUAUAAUUUAGAGCCAAAGGAGAGACACUAUACCUGUGUGGUAGAUAUGCUGUCUCGUGCAGGACGGCUUUCCGAGGCAGAAAGAUUUAUUAAAAGUACACCAAGUGAAACUGAAGUAAAUGCAUGGGCAGCUUUACUAAGUGGCUGCAAAAUACAUAGUGAAGAUGAAAUAGCAGAAAGAGCAGCUAAAAGGAUAUAUGAACUGGGCGAGAAAAAGUCUGGAGGUUACAUUCUUUUGUCAAAUGUUUAUGCAUCAGCUGGUAGGUGGACUGAUGUUAUGCAUACUAGACAGCUGAUGAAGGAGAAAGGGUUAAAAAAAAGCGGUGGAUGUAGUUGGCUUGAACUGAAGAAUGAGAUACAUAUAUUUUAUUCUCAGGAUGGAUGUCACUCUCAAACAGCAGAGAUAUAUGGGGUUCUAGAAUCAUUGCAGUCAGACAUGCUGAUUUUAUAGCAAUAGAAGCAUACGUUAAGAGCUCAUGUGAAAUAUUGCGUAAUUGAGGAUUACAAGCAUAGGUUAUAGUGAAGCAGUUAGGAGGCUGGAAACUAGACGCCCAACUGGCUUUUUUUUCACAGUGAAAUACCUAAUAUAAGAUGACAUUCUAGUGAACAGCAAGCCCAGUAUUAAGGCUAUAGUUGAGAUGUAAAGCUGGAAAUUUUGCGCAAAUAUAGUUCAGUAUGGUGUAUUGUGGACCACAAAAGUAGAAAUUCUAAUAUGACCAGAAAAAACAGGAAUCACUUCGAGCUGAAAAUUUGAUUGAGUUCUGAGCAUUUUCCCCCCUUCAAAGCCUAAGAGUAUGAAAUUGUGUAUUGAUGAAACCAAACUGACUUCAAGUUUUGGAGGGAAAUCUGAAGAGCCAGCUUGUCCAAUAUAGAGGUAAAACUUACAGCUGAGUAAAUUUACUGAAUUGCAAGGUAUUAGAGAGAACAACUUGAAAGCCUCAAAGAGGAACAUAUGUGGGUCUUACAACUCAAUCCUGCUCUGAAGCCAACUUUGGGCAGGAAGAGAGGGUUGCCAUGACCAUGAAAAGAACUUUGGGGGCAUUGACCGGAACUGUCCAUUUUGACUGCCCUUCACUUCAGAGCUCCCUUCACAUUAAUCUUUCUACGCUAUAUGCUAUUUUGGGCAGGAAAAGUGGCAACUUUGAGCAGGAAGAGUAGGUUGCUUGCAGUUGUAGAUGAUUAUUAAAACGAGUGUGAGGAUUCAAAAUCUGUUGCCAGGUGCAGCAGUAAAGCUCCCGUCACAUUGAUCUUCCUAUGCUA